AUGCGUAGAUUUAUGUUGCUGGGCGCGCUGUUUGGUCGAGCAUUAGCGACAUGCUAUUACCCCAACGGUAUCAACGCAGCAAAAGAUUACAAGUACGAACCAUGCGGCAACUCAACCACGACGUACUCUACAUGUUGCUACUUUGGAGAGGGCGACAAAUGUUUGGCAAACGGCUUGUGCAACCAACCAGGAAAAUACGACUACCGCGCUGCUUGUCAGAACAAAGACUGGUCUAAUUGCCCAGAGGUUUGCAUGGACACGGAAUCUGGCACUUGGUUCCCACUGCAGACAUGUGGAAAGAAUAAAUACUGCUGCCCUCCAGCAGACGGAAGCGAUUGUUGCGACAGCGGCGCUCAGAUCUAUACCCUCAAAGCACCCGAUCCCAAAUCAAGCACCAAGACGAGCGAUGCGACGAGUACUUUCCAAAGCGUCAUUCGCACUACCAUUAUACAGAGUCCGACCUCAACAGCAAAUCGAGGGGAUAGCUCGGUCAAAAAGUCCUCUACGCCUGCGAUUGUCGGAGGUACAGUCGGCGGUGUUUCGUUUAUCGGGUUCUUGUUCCUUGGAGUCUUCUGCGUUUACAAGCGGCGCGAUCGCCCUUCUACUCCGCACGCGACUGCAGUGACACCCGAGAAGAAGGAUGAUGCUUCGAGCGGCAAAGGCAACGCCACGGUCGAGGUCUUGCCUCAGACCGGCGUUGCGGAAGCUGAAGGGACAGAGGGUAAUAGGUACACUGAAGUUGACUCGCGGGCUGUCAAUGGUACCCUUCCUCCACUCGCGUACCCUGAGGACGAUGGAAUGCCACAGCCCGCCGAUGUUUCACUCCCUCAGCAGCCGUAUCCUGAGAACGAUAAUAUGCCACGAGCGGGUAGGCCAGGACAAGGUCUUCGGGGACAGGCAAUGAGAAGGGCAGGAAAUGCUUCGACUGAGGCAGACUCCAACCCAAUCUUCCAUGCGGAUUCAAAUCCUAUCUUACAAGCUGAUUCCAACCCGCUUAACGAAGCGCCGGAUGAUGCUUGGGUCAGGCCCCGUAUUGUGACCAUUACGAAAAGCGCGUCGCAUGAACUCCCAUAG
This is a messenger RNA of Fusarium musae, 1074 nucleotides long. RefSeq lists its product as uncharacterized. Bases 1 to 1074 code for a protein of 357 amino acids. The record is from RefSeq and is a predicted model, not a curated record. NCBI's taxonomy places the organism in Eukaryota, Fungi, Ascomycota, Sordariomycetes, Hypocreales, Nectriaceae. The transcript is spliced from 2 exons.